Molecule: messenger RNA, 4080 nt
Organism: Pochonia chlamydosporia 170
Lineage: Eukaryota; Fungi; Ascomycota; Sordariomycetes; Hypocreales; Clavicipitaceae
Product: ankyrin repeats (3 copies) domain-containing protein
Exons: 4
Coding region: 1-4080 (1359 amino acids)
Biological process (GO): nucleoside metabolic process
Molecular function (GO): protein binding; catalytic activity
Source: RefSeq, a predicted model, not a curated record
AUGGCUGGUGGGAAACACCUUGCGACAAGUACACCAACAAGCUCGCAGCAGCCGCCUGCGAAGCGGACGUGUUGUGAUACUGAUGGCUGUUACCCAUCGAACUCGCCACCAGUUGACGCGCCACAACGCGCCGCCUCCAUCUCCAAUAGCCUUACGAACGAUAGAUAUACUGUGGGAUGGACAUGCGCCCUCCCUAUCGAGCUUGCCGCUGCGGAGGAGAUGCUGGAUGAAGAGCAUGAGACCCCACCAGACGGCUUGGAUCCCACUUCCUACACUCUGGGCAGUAUUGUGAAUCACAAUGUAGUCAUAGCAUGCCUGCCGGCCGGGCAGACGGGCAUAUCCUCUGCAGCCACGGUUGCAACGCGAAUGAAAUCCAAGUUCACGUCAAUCCGCUUUAGCCUAGUGGUUGGGGUCGGCGGCGGGGUCCCAAGCACUGAAACAGAUAUACGACUUGGAGACGUGGUAAUUAGCCAACCAUACCUGCAGCAUGGAGGAGUGGUGCAGUACGACUUUGGGAAGACAGAGGAAGGUGGUCGCCUGGUACGGACAGGAUCGCUUAACGCACCGCCGGCAGUACUACUUGGGGCUAUCUCGAAGGUACGAGCGCUUCACUACCGGAAUCGGCGCAAACUUGUCAGUUAUAUUUCUACCUUCGAUCGGCUAGAAAGCUUCAGCCGUCAUAUGGCGGGACCCGAUGUAUUGUUCGAGGCAACGUAUACCCAUAUUGGAGGAGCAACUUGUGAGUCAUGCAGCAAGGAGAGGGAAAUAAAGCGCACUCUACGAAAGGAUCAAGGUGUCGUGGUCCAUUAUGGUACAAUUGCGUCAGGCAACCGGGUUAUAAAGGAUGGCGGUACCAGAGACAAGCUUAGCGCAAAGCUAGGUGGAGUAAAGUGCUUUGAAAUGGAGGCUGCCGGACUAAUGAACGACUUCCCUUGCCUUGUUAUUCGAGGUAUUUGCGACUAUGCCGACUCGCACAAAAACAAGAAAUGGCAGCCUUACGCGGCGGCUGCUGCUGCUGCAUGUGCCAAGGAAAUCUUAUCGGUCAUACCUGCAGCUGAAGAAGAAGUAACAUGUAUCAACGAGACUACUAUGCAUGAUAUGCUCCGUUCCGCCAUUGAUGAGUUAAAUCUAGAUCAGUUACUUUCGAUGUUAUCAGGAGUGGACCAAGACCGGCACAUGUCUGCAAUACCAAGCCUGGAUCCGAAUGAUCAUAUGUUUUACUGGAUCUUUAAGAACAUGGACUUUACCCAAUGGAGGUCUGCUAAACGUUCCCAAGUGCUUUGCCUCUGGGCGGAGCCCAAUCGCAACAUCUCCCAAGUCUCAUCGUACAUUAUUGGCCAAGAGAAGAAGGCAAACCGUCUUGUUCUAUACUUUUUCUGCUCAGCUGCAAUUAAGAGCAAACCCAUUGUCACUACUUUCGUUCACACACUUAUUCAGCAGUUGGUCCGCUGUUUGCCGAGAAGCAAGGGCAUAAUGAUCAUCCGAAGCUUCCUCCAUAGUCUCCUUCAAGAGGCUUUCCAAACCGAGGCAGUUCCAAACCAGAAAGAUCGGGUCUUUAAUGGGAAAGGACUUUCAAAAAGCAUUCAGAAUAUCCUCGAUGGUGCCGGGGCCGAUGAAGUUUUAACUGCAUUAAAGAUGGUACUAGAUGAUGACGAGCAACGAGAUUUUUUGAUUGUCGUUGACGGGUUAGGCAAAGUUGAGCGGGAGAGGUUUGAAUUCAUUACUUAUGUUGGCGCACUCGUAAAACAUCUGCAGCAACGGAACUCGAAUUUUAAGACGCUGCUUACUGGUCAACAACUGGCUGACAUUAAGGAUCUCCUAGCUGGAUUACCUUGCAUUGAAUAUGAUAAAGAAAGAAGAGAGUGCUUAGCUAGCCUUCACUUUGAUAAUACGCGAUACGACAAGAUUUCGCAAGAGCACAAAGGUUCCUUCGAGUGGAUCUGGGCGCAUAACGAGUACAGGAAUUGGUCUGCUCCCGACACUUCCCGACUACUAUAUAUCCAAGGGAAACCCGGCAGCGGCAAAAGCACCCUUACGAAAUAUUUAAAUCAUAAUCUGCUAAAGCAGGAGCCGGCUGCAAAUUCAGCUAUUAUAGCGAGGUUUUUUUAUAGUUUCCGAGAUGGUGAGCUUCAAAGAAGUCAUUACAAUAUGCUUUUGUCAAUUCUGUAUGAUAUUUUGCAUCAGGACGAAGCCUUCUUUUACCAUCAAUUUCAAACUGAAUAUCGGGCCCUGCGUAACCCUAGGAUUAGAUUUAUUUGGGAUUACGCGUCGUUAAAAAGAAUUCUGAAGUCAUUACAGAAUUAUUCAACAAUGAAGCGAUUAUAUCUGAUUAUCGAUGCAGUGGAUGAAUCCGAGGAAUCUGACAGGCGCGAUAUUCUCGGCCUUUUGUUGGAGCUUUGUUCCAAAACGAAUCACUGCGUCACCAAGGUAUUCGUUGCCAGUCGGCCAGUGGCACAACUCGAAGCUCGCAAAGGCCGAUGUCAUAAUUUUAUAAGACUACAAGACGAGACACAAGCAGACAUCGCUAAUUUCGCUCAUUCCUUGCUGGAUGGUCUCAAUCUUACGUUUCUCCUUGCUCGGGCGGCUGAGUACGUCGUUCGGAGUGCUCAGGGGGUUUUCCUAUGGGUAAAAUUGAUUGCCGAGGAGUUAGUGAACUCUCACGAGGAAGGCUGCUCUGAGGAAGACAUCUUUGACUUGCUCAAACAGCUUCCAACUGAGCUGGAGGACUUGUACGAGCGCAUGCUCGAGAAAAUGAAGGGGAACAAGUUAUAUCUCUCUGAUGCGGUUAAAAUAUUCCGAUUUGUUCUCUUCGCAAUACGGCCUCUUACUGUGGACGAAAUCCUCCACGCUCUUGGGAAAGGAACAGUUCAAGUUAUGCAUCAAACCGUCCGUGAGUUCUUCCUCAAGGAUGGUGGAUUUGUGGCAAAUUCUGCUUUCAAGAUAUGCGAGAAAGAAGCUCACAUUUGCAUAUCUGUAACUUGUGUGCGGUAUCUCAUGCUCUGUGCGGCAAACACCUCUCUUGUGGAGAGACUGCCAGAUAUCAAAUCUUGGACUUCUGCACAAUUCCAGGCCUAUACGCGAUACCUAGACGCAAGACCACUGGCGAUAUAUGUACUCAACUAUCUCAAACAUCACAUCGACUGCUGCAGACAAGAUGCCAACGUGGAACGUGUCGCUUCUCAGUUCAUUAACAACUUGACCUACGAUCCGGCCGCUACCCUGUUGGAGAAAUGGACUGGUUCACAGUUAAACAGAAAUCCCUUUAGCAGCGAACAGGUUGCUAUCGCGAAGGACUUUAGAGCCAAAGCCUUACAUGCUGCUGUUCGGAACCGAUUUUCUAUCGCAGUUGAAGUGUUGUUGGCGGCUAGCGCAGACAUCGAGUCCGCGGAUAAGUAUGGUCGGACGCCCCUACUGUUAGCCGCCGAGAACGGGUAUGGUGAUAUCGUUAAGGUAUUGACCGAUAAUGGCGCCAACGUCAACUCCCAGGACCACGAGUAUGGUCGGACACCGCUUUCAUGGGCUGCCGCGAACGGGUACGAGGCCAUCGUCAAGGUGCUGGUCGAGAAUGGCGCCAACAUCAACUCCCAGGACCGCGACUUUGGUCGGACCCCGCUGUGGUGGGCCGCCGCGAACAGGCACGAGGCCAUCGUCAAGGUGUUAGUCGAGAAGGGCGCCAACGUCGAGUCCGCGGAUAAGUAUGGUCGGACCCCGCUACUCUUCGCUGCUGAGAAUGGGCGCGGGGCCAUCGUCAAGGUGCUGGUCGAGAAUGGCGCCAACAUCAACUCACAGGACUGGGAGUAUGGUCGGACGUCGCUAUGCUGGGCCGCCGCGAAUGGCCAUGAGGCCAUCGUCAAGGUGCUAGUCGAGAAACGCGCCGACGUCGAGUCCGCAGAUAAGUAUGAUCGGACACCGCUACUCUUAGCCGCCGAGAAAGGGUACGAGACUAUUGUCAAGGUGCUAGUCGAGAAUGGCGCCAACAUCAACUGCCAGGGCCGCGACUUUGGUCGGACUCCGCUAUGGUUGGCCGCCAAGAACGGGCACGAGGCCGUUGUAAAGCUGCUACAACGCACAACUCGAUAA